UUUGAACAUCGACAAGAUCUUCAACAACUGUAUAAGCAGGAAGCAAAGCAACAUCUCGGUGAGGUAGCGCGGAGUACAACAUCUUCCACCGGCCCUCCAACAUCUGAAUAAUGGCUGAAACGGCGGAAAUACAGCCGGUUGAACAACCGAAUCCAAAAACGACGGUGAAAAAUAAAGAAGUGAUAGCAACAAAGGUUACUGGAACUGUGAAAUGGUUCAACGUCAAGAGUGGCUAUGGAUUCAUCAACAGGAAUGAUACCAAAGAAGACGUAUUUGUACAUCAGUCUGCUAUCACAAAGAAUAACCCAAGGAAAGUUGUCCGAUCAGUAGGUGACGGAGAAAUAGUGGAAUUUAAUGUAGUUGUUGGUGAGAAAGGAAAUGAGGCGGCUAAUGUCACCGGUCCAAAUGGAGAAGCUGUCCGUGGCUCACCAUACGCAGCGGACAGGCGUCGUGGUUACCGUCAAUGGUAUUAUCCCAGAGGAGGCAGGGGUGGCCAAAGAGGAGGCGGACCCGGCAGGAGGCCUCAGAAAGAAAGCCAGAGCGAAGGAGAAGCUAAAGACGGCACAUUAUCUGGUGGAGAAGGAAGUGGUAAUGCGCUUCGCAGAUAUAGACCAAGGAGGGGCCGUGGCGGUUAUGGCGGCGGAGGUUACGGUUAUCGUCCAUUCCGUGGUGGACCUCAGGGAGGUGGUGAAGAUAACGGAGAAGGACCAAGGGGCAGGGGACCCCCAAGAAGGUUCUUCGGAAGUAGAAACUUCCGUGGAGGCAGACGUGGUGGAAGACGCCCUCGUUCUCAAGACAGCCAAGGAGGCGGUCAAGGACCUGCAGAGCUAGUGGGCCAAGAUGGACCUCGUGGACCACCACGUCCACGCUACCGUCGUCGCGGACCCCCACGUCCGCGCGGUGGUAACUCCCAGUCCGAGUCUACAAAUGGUAAACCAGCUCAAGACACAACUGCACCUGCUAACGCUGAAGAGAGUCAGCCAGUGCAGAACACAACCACAGAAAGCACGGCUUAAGCGUUCUCACGCUGAGUCUUGAAACAAAAAUACCGUUUAAUUAUAACAAUACUAUGUUAACAACUUUAGCGCGUGAGUUUUUCUAAGCAGACAAAAGGCAUUUCACUGUGCGACGUUUAUUUUUUCAUUGGUAAUCGUGUUCAUAGGAAUAAUUUCAGAAGUGUGUAGUAGUUACUUGAUAGCAAUCCAAGAUGAAAUUUGAUCAUAUCUGGAAAAGUUUGUCUCACGACCCUCCCAAGUGCCCAUAUUGUGUGAAUAAACUUUUGAUACUUUUUAUAUAUUUCCCAUUAGUGUUUUAUAAGGUGGAAAAUAAAUUAAUUUGUAUAAAUUUAUACUGGGCGUUGGUGGUAGUCGGCCAUGCGACAAACCUGCAUAUUAAACAUGUUGUCAUUGAAAUGUCUUGAAGACCUUAUGUCUGGCUGCAUGAUUUUGUCCUCAUAACAAGAAAAAUGUAAAAAAAAAUUAAAAUUCAACAUUUACCGUUAACAUCAAACUUGUAAAUGUUGUGCCAAAAAAAGUGAAGAAACAUCUAACUUGUCAUUUACCGUUUUCUGAUAGAAGGCGGGCGAACUACAACGUUUAAAAAAAAAAUCCAAAAAAAUCCGCAAAGUACAAAAACGAACAGAUCAUUUCUCUCUGACAUUUACAAUAUUGGAGUAUUUAUCUUAAUUUUUGGGUUCUUUAUUUGUUAUAAAAUGCAUUAUCGAUGCCGAAAUUUUUUAUUUGAAAUUUUGUGGGUACUAGUCAUUAAGUGAAUUGUAAUAAUCAUAUUUUGAUUAUAUUGAAUAUUAGACACUGUUGUGAUCGUUGGCAACAUGUGUGUUGAUUCAAUUUUGCAUCAAAUUUGACACUGAGAAAUAAAGUCUGUUCCUUAAA
Messenger RNA from Coccinella septempunctata (seven-spotted ladybird), 1892 nucleotides. It is a transcript of the gene yps, whose product is annotated as Y-box factor homolog. Bases 111 to 1016 code for a protein of 301 amino acids. Gene Ontology annotation, biological process: regulation of gene expression. Gene Ontology annotation, cellular component: nucleus. NCBI's taxonomy places the organism in Eukaryota, Metazoa, Arthropoda, Insecta, Coleoptera, Coccinellidae. Gene Ontology annotation, molecular function: nucleic acid binding. The record is from RefSeq and is a predicted model, not a curated record. The transcript has 6 exons.